AGACCUUCUACGAGCUUGACAUGGUGAUCAAACAACAUCAGCAGUGUCCAUGUGAGAGACCAGGCGAAAACCCAACCAUGACGACAUCCCUGACACAGCCAGUGUCCACGGCUAUGGUUUCGGCAAGAACGGAGACUGCGCCAAACUAUCUAGUGGUCUCGACAAGUAAGGUCAUGAGUUCUACUGGGUCAGGGUCGACUUCUCAAGGCGAUGGAAAUGCAGCUACUGAAGAAACUACUGCUACUACAGGUCCCAGUACACCGUCACCUGUCACAACAGAAUCUACAAGCUCUGGCGCUGGUUUCCAGGUCCGUCUUGCCGGCGGCCCCACCCCGCUUGCAGGCCGAGUGGAGGUGCGGAACGGGACCGGCCCUUGGGGUUCCGUCUGUGAUGACCGGUGGGCCCUGCAGGACGCGCAUGUCGUCUGCAGGCAGCUCGGCUUCGGGACGGCCCUGGAGGCGAAACUGGCGGGCCAUUUUAGAGAGGGUUCUGGGAGUGUUUGGUUGGACGAGGUGGCCUGUGAAGGAACCGAGACGAACCUGGGAGACUGUCCUGCUGAGCCCUGGGGACAGAAUGACUGUUCACACAAGGAGGACGCCGGAGUCGUCUGUGGAGGUGAAGCAGCACUCCGGCUGGUUGGCGGUUUGGCGUCGUGGAAGGGACGUGUGCAAAUCCGGCCGUGGGGAGCGUUAGAGUGGGGUGCCGUGUGCAACACCAGCUGGACCGAGGCUGAGGCGGAGUUCGUGUGCAGGCAGCUGGGACAUGCCGGCGGGAGGAUCGAGGCCGGACAGGCUGACUUCGGGGAAGGCUCGGAGAAGAUCUGGCUGGGUAACGUCACCUGCAGCGGGAACGAGACCAACAUCCUGUCCUGUGGCUUCAUCUGGGAACCUGCUGACUGUGAUCAUCGCCAGGAUGUACAACUUGUCUGUACAGGUGGUGUGUCUGUCCGGCUUACGGGAAGCCGAAGCCCGUUGCAAGGCCGCGUGGAGGUCAAGCCCGGUAAUCUGGACUGGGGGACGGUCUGUGAUGACGGGUUUGACGACAGGGACGCUCAGGUGGUCUGUAGACAGCUCGGGUACCGUGGGGGAGUCGCCACGGUGGGCGGAGAUUUCAGAGAAGGGACGGGAAACAUCUGGCUCAGGAAUCUGGACUGUAACGGCAACGAAUCUUCUCUAGAGAGCUGUCGGAUCGAGAAUGAUGAUAACGGGAACUGUGGCCACAGGCAAGAUGUUGGGGUGGUUUGCAAAGGUGACGUGUCCGUCCGACUUACUGGAGGCCAAAGUCCGUCAGAGGGUCGCGUGGAGGUCCGGCCCGGAAACGGGGACUGGGGGACGGUCUGUGAUGACGGGUUUGACGACAGGGACGCUCAGGUGGUCUGUAGACAGCUCGGGUAUCCUUCAGGAGUCGCCACGGUGGGUGGAGUCUUUCCGGAAGGGACGGGAAACAUCUGGCUGGAAAAUCUCAGCUGCUCAGGAAACGAGUCUUCUGUGGCGGACUGUGAGAUCAGCAGGUGGGGAGACCAUGACUGUAGCCACAAGGAAGACGCGGGAGUCAUCUGUGUACCAGGUAAGAUGGCUGUCCGGCUGGCUGGUGGUCACGUGCCCUGGGAAGGACGAGUGGAGAUCCGUCCGGUGAACAAGUUGGAGUGGCGUGUCGUUUGCAACACCAGCUGGACCGAGGCAGAGACGGGUGUCGUGUGCAGACAGCUGGGGUAUACAGGAGUCGUGAGUUCAGCUCCUACAGUAAUCACAGGUACAGACCGGACCUGGCUGGGUCACGUCACCUGCAAUGGAACUGAGAAAGACAUCGCGUCCUGUUCAUUUGGCUUGGACUCCAACGACUGUUCAGAACAUUGGCAGGGUGUACAAGUCGUCUGCACAGGUGACGUGUCCGUCCGACUUACUGGAGGCCAAAGUCCGUCAGAAGGUCGUGUGGAGAUCCGGCCCGGAAACGGGGACUGGGGGACGGUCUGUGAUGACGGGUUUGACGACAGGGACGCUCAAGUGGUCUGUAGACAGCUCUUGUAUCGGGGAGGAGUCGCCACGGUGGGCGGAGUCUUUCCGGAAGGGACGGGAAACAUCUGGCUGGAAGAUCUCAGCUGCUCAGGAAACGAGUCUUCUGUGGCGGACUGUGAGAUCAGCAGGUGGGGAGACCAUGACUGUAGCCACAAGGAAGACGCGGGAGUCAUCUGUGUACCAGUGUCAGACUGCGCAGAUCUCUAUGCAGCAGGAGAGACUACAAGCGAAGUCUACAACAUUAGGCUCGGCUCCUCUAUCUUGGAGACCUACUGUGACAUGGAUACCGCAGGAGGUGGAUGGACGAUCCAGCGACGACAGGACGGGUCGGUUCCCUUUAACCGGACAUGGGAGGAGUACAAGCACGGGUUUGGGAACAAGAGCGGGGAAUACUGGCUUGGGAACGAGAACAUUCACCUCCUGACCAAUCAGAAGAACUAUCGCCUCAGAGUGGACAUGCAGGAUUGGGAAGGUCAAACACGGUAUGCGGAAUUCUCCAGCUUCAGGGUGUCUGGUGAGUCGGACCAAUACAGGCUGCGCAUUUCCGGGUAUUCAGGCGACGCGGGAGACUCCAUGCGUUACAACAACAGGCAGAGGUUCUCCACUGUGGACAGGGACAAUGAUGCCUACUAUAGCAGCCACUGUUCUCAGCUGUACGGACAGGGCGGCUGGUGGUACAGGACCUGCAGCGUCGCCUUCCUCAACGGUCGCUACCUGGGCAACUGUGGGGACUCCUGUCCAUUAGGGCAAGGUGUGGAGUGGUAUUUUUGGAGAGGUCAUUACUCCCUGAAGUCUGUAUCUAUGAAGAUCAAACCAUAAACGACGUAUGGCACUACCCGUGUAUUAUGUGUUGGCAUUCUAAAUGAAUUUCAUUAAUCACUAAGAUGAAAAAAUAACAUUGCCUAUCUGAUAAUAUUCAGGUUACCGCAGAAUAAUAAUCACACAUGGUCUGGCCAUAAACAACAUAUUACCUGCCCUAUUUCCGAUAUCUGUUAGCAUUUUCUAUAAAUUCAUGAAGCACUAAAUCAAAAUGAAACUUUUUCUAUUUUAUUUUGUUGUUAACGUUUGAGUUGUUGCUGCUUGCAUAAUAUCUAGUUUUGGACGAAACAGAUAAAAUGUUAAUGCGAAACGAAGAUAAUGCUGAUUAUCACUAAUCGGUGACAAAACUUACUACAUUUGUAUAAUCAUUGUAAUUGUAUCUAUUGACAUUAUAUAUGUCAUUACUUUGGUCAGCGUAGACAGAUUGAGCUGGUGAUGACUGACCUAAUACAAAUCGAAAGCGUAAAUCAGAAUCUAAGAAAUCCUGCAUUGAAUAAGUUGAAUGAAUUAUUACAUUACACGCUGGAAGGCAAGACAGAAUGAUACUAUGUAUUGGAGUAAAGCUCUAAGUAAUCUUUUGGGAAAGUUAAGAAAAUCGGAUGCAUUUUUCAAAGCGAGAAACAUAAUAAGCUGUUGAAUAAUUUGAUGACAAAUCAUUA
This is a messenger RNA of Branchiostoma belcheri (Belcher's lancelet), 3493 nucleotides long. Its product is annotated as scavenger receptor cysteine-rich domain-containing group B protein-like. Gene Ontology annotation, cellular component: membrane. The record is from RefSeq and is a predicted model, not a curated record. NCBI's taxonomy places the organism in Eukaryota, Metazoa, Chordata, Leptocardii, Amphioxiformes, Branchiostomatidae.